Molecule: messenger RNA, 1413 nt
Organism: Yamadazyma jaroonii
Lineage: Eukaryota; Fungi; Ascomycota; Pichiomycetes; Serinales; Debaryomycetaceae
Source: the annotation of a GenBank genome assembly
AUGUUACUUAGUACUAUAAUUCAAUUCUUCUUGUUCACCUUGAUUCUCGGUGCUCCAGCGACCGUUCAGGUUCCAACCGACGAUCCGUUUUAUACUCCACCAUCGGAUUUAGAAAAUUAUAAACUUGGAGAUAUCAUUAAUAUUAGACCUGCUCCUGCUCAAAUUAGAAGUGUUUAUUUUACUGUUAAAAUCAAGAACACAUGGCAAGUAUUAGUGAGAUCUGAGGAUUCUUUUGGUAAUGCUAAUGCCAUCGUUACCACCAUUUUUGAACCUUUCAAUGCUGACCCUUCCAAAUUAGUCAGUUAUCAAGUUGCUCAAGAUUCUGCUGAAGUCAAUUGUUCUCCAAGUUAUGCUUUCAUGAAUGGUUUAGGUUUACGUACUGUUAGUUCUCAAGCUGAGAUGUUCUUGAUUCAAACUGCUUUAGAUCAAGGUUACUAUGUGGUUUCACCUGAUUUCCAAGGUUUGAAAUCAGCUUUUACUGCUGGUAUUCAAGCUGGUCAUGCAGUUUUGGAUUCAAUUAGAGCUGCUUUAAAUAGUAAAGACGACACCGGUAUUAAUAGUGAUGCUGCUACCAUCAUUUGGGGAUACUCCGGAGGUUCAUUAGCUGGUGGUUGGGCUGCUGCUUUACAACCAAACUAUGCUCCAGAAUUAAAAUCUAACUUGAAAGGUGUUGCUUUGGGUGGUUGGGUUACCAACAUUACUGCUACUGUAACUUACGAACCCGUUGUCAAUGGUGGUCUUUUUGCUGGUUUAGGUGCUGCUGGUAUUGCUGGAUUAUCCAAUGAAUAUCCUGAUUUAUAUGAAUACUUGAAAACUGCUAUGUAUGAAGAUAAAUAUGAAAAAUUCACCCAAGCCUACGAUCAAUGUUUAAUUGAUACCAUUCCAACCUUUAUACUUAAUAAUUAUUUCACAGGUCCUAACAAAUAUUUUAAAGACGGUUUGGGUGCUUUAACUGAAGAACCAAUUGCAACUAUUUUAGCUAACAAUACUUUAGGUUUAAUUCCUGAAAACAUGCCAGAAAUUCCAGUUUUCGUUUACCAUGGUAAAAUUGAUGGUAUAGUUCCAUUCAAUCAAGCUGAAAGAGUUUAUGAUAUUUGGUGUGAUGCUGGUAUUUCAUCAUUAGAAUUUAAUGCCGAUGCUACUGCUGGUCAUAUUUCUGAAAUAAUUCAGGGAAGUGGUGCUGCAUUUGCUUGGAUUCAAAAAAUCUUCAACGGUGGCUCUCCAGUUAAUGGUUGUAAAACAACCACUAGAGUUUCCAACUUAUUAUACCCAGGUACCGAUCUUUUCAUUGGUAAUUUCUUAAACUCCUUAUUCAACAAUAUAUUCGGUAUGAAUAUUGGUCCAAAUGGUGAAAACUUAGUGUUACAAAACAACCAGUUGAUCUCCGAACAAAAUGCUACAUCUUCUGCUUAA